UUGUCAUUACUGCAUACAGAAUGAAGGUGUUUACAUCAAUUUUUGUAUUGAUUUUGUUAGAAAAGUGUUCAACUUACCUUAUAAAAGUUCCUACAAAACCAGCACAACCAAAUAUAGUUCCAGUAAUAUGGCAAAACGUACAAAAACUAAUUCUCCCAUUAUUUGAAAACGUCUGUGAAGAAAGCACUGAUGAAACUGUUCUUCGAUUAGACAAGGAGUUCGAUUUUGACUCUGCAAGUGUCGAUUAUACAAAAUCAGACGUAGUUGAUAAUCUACAAAAGCUAAAUAGUAGCAACGGUUUAUUACCAAAGGGUGAAAUAUUUUCUGAAUAUAACCGCAGUCAUCUAUAUGAGCUCAAAAUACUGUAUGACGUUUUCUACUAUGCUAAAGAUUUUGACACUUUCUACAAAGCAGCAUCCUGGGCUCGACAAAAUAUAAACUGUGGAUUAUUUGUUGAUGCUAUUUACUUAGCUGUAGUAACGAGAAAAGAUACUUCAAAAAUAUCUAUACCUGCUCCUUAUGAACUUAUACCAAAUUAUUUCAUUCAAAAAGAUGUAAUCAUAAAAGCAUCCUCACUUCUAUCCGGAGAAGAUUUACCAGAUCUUGAUGAUAUUAAAGUCGAAAAUAAUGCAUAUAUACUGGAUGCUAAUUAUACAAGUGAUAUGGAUGAUGAAUACGAAGACUCUAAUCUAGCUUACUUUCGAGAAGAUAUCGGCUUAAAUUCUUAUUAUUUUUUGAGAAAAUUAAUAAAUGCACCAUGGCUUAAUAUACCGACUGACGCAAACAAUAACUAUGGUGAUAUUAUGUUUUUUAUGAUGAAACAACUUGCAGCACGAUACGAUCUAGAAAGAUAUUCAAAUAAAUUAGAGGAAUUGGAGAGCUUAAACUGGGAUUCAGUAGUGGAUGCAUAUGAUCCAAAGCUAAUAUAUUCAAAUGGUAAUGAAUUUAGUCAUCGAACAAUUUCGGGUAUUUCAAGUAAUACAGAUGAUAUCACUUACAUAAAAACCAUCGAAAAUAGCCUAUCAAAUAUCACUGCCCAUUUAAGACAAGCAGGAGGACAUAACAAAAUUCAAAUUUUAAAUCACCUUAUAGACGUAAUGGUUACUUCUGAAGAAAGCUAUGAAAAUUACGCGCGUCGGUUGUUAAACCAACCAUCUGAUAUGAACGAAAGACAAUAUUCUACUUUGGAUCAUUAUUUGACUACGGUACGGGAUCCAAUAUUUUGGAGAAUCAAUAAAAAGAUCGUAGAAUUGAUAGACAAUGCCCUAAAAGUUUUACCGGGGUACACUAGAAAAGAUUUGCACUUUCCAGGUGUUGAAAUAUUGAAUAUAGAAACAAAAAAACUGAUGACUUCUUUUGAAAGUUUUCAAUUCGACGUUACGGACUCUUUAAAGACAAUACAUGCAAACACCACCUUUCAAGUAAAAAUUGCACAAACUAGACUUGACCAUAAAACGUUUACAAUGAAACUUAAUAUUUCAUCACUCGUAACUCAAACGGGCUUGGUAAGAAUAUAUAUAGGACCAAAAACAAUGCCUGGUGAAUUCGUUACAAAGAAAAACUUGUUUGUUUUAAUCGACAAGUUCAAAUUUAAUCUUAAACGUGGUAUUAAUAUUAUUUCAAGAUCAUCAGACGAAAUGACAUGUUUUUCAAAAGAUUUCAUAUCCCUUAGAGUAUUACGUAAGAAAGUAGAAGAUGCUGAAUUUGGGUUGGAAUCACUGCCUUCACAAGAUAUUGACAGGCAAAUAGAGUAUCCUUCUAGGUUAGUUCUUCCAAAAGGUUGGCCAGAAGGUCUUCCUUUACAAGUUUUUGCAUUUAUAGCUCCGUUGACUAAAAGCAGCUUAAGUGGAUCUUAUUUAACUGGAAAUAUGGACUAUAAUACACCCAUAUUGUCUGCUGGGUAUCCAUUUGAUUUAAAUGUUGAUGAAAAUCAGAUGUUUAACCUUCCGAAUGCUUUGUUGAAAGAUAUUGCCGUAACGCAUAAAGGAGCUGGUAAAACAUCGUUAUAUAAUGAUAAAGCUUAUUCGAAAAAAUGGGAUGCUAAUGAUUCAUUUGGUCCAAAGCAGUUUGAUUACACAGCUAAAAGAGAAUAUAAUUACAAGAAUUAUCAAGACGAAGUAGAAGAAGAAAGUUAUGAUCGUCCGAUUGAGAACGUGCACAGUUUGUUAGGUGCAAGACCUGCAUUUACAUAUAGAAAUACUACAAAUGAUAUAGUAAAUAAAAAACAAUUUAAAAAGAAGGAAAAAUUUCCUUCAAACCCGGUUGACAUUAAAAAACAGGAACUCUUUGAAAAUAGCCUAACAGACACUGAAAAUGUAAAUAUUAACUCAGAACCAAUAGAAAAUACUACUGAUGUUGGCAAUAUUUUAAAUAAAAUCAAAACAUCUUUAAUAAAUCCAAAAUUGUAUAACAAUAAAGAAAACGAUAUUGGUUAUGAUAUGACAGUUAUCAAAAAUAAAGCAAAUGACUUAAUAUUAAAUGGCAAACCAUUUGAACCGUUUGAAACAACUACAGACAAAACAACUGAUAUAUUUCAUAAAUCUUAUAAUAAAUGGCACACAUUUUUAGGGGUUCGGCCUGAUUUUACUUAUAAAAAAGACACAUUAGAUUACUCUUCGAAACGUAAUCAAUACAAAGAAAAAAAAGAAAAAUAUGGAACAAUUAAACCAGUAUUCAAAAAGGGCGACUACCCAUAUAGCGACAUCAAUAAAGUAAAAGAAAAAGCAAAUGUUGAUUUAGUGAUUGACACAGAAAAAGUUGAUGUGAAAAACAAUGACGUAACUAAAAAGAAUAUUAUUAUUGAUGACAACAAUAACUUGGUAAUGAAAAAUAUAUCUGAAAAUAAAUAUAUAAAUAAAAGCAAUGGCGAAAUAACAAAGGAAAUCGUUGAUAAUCUUACCACAGAAAAAAGUAACAUUGUUGAAAAAGAUAUACAAUAUUCUACUAAUAAAAAUUAUGACGAUUAUGUGGAGGAUUCUGGUUAUCCGGUUUCAUAUGAUGACGAUAUUUCUGUUAUCAUAUCAGAAGAACCAAAGAAACGAGUAACUAUAUACGACUUUUUAUUUAACAAUAUUCCUGAUGAGGAGAAAGUAUACGAAUAAAACAAUCGCCAUUCUACAUAUUUUAGCUAAUAUUAUAAUAAGUUUAUUUAUUUUUAAUUUGUUUUAAUAAAUAAAAACUUCGUUCCACUUUAUCUUA
Molecule: messenger RNA, 3198 nt
Organism: Diatraea saccharalis (sugarcane borer)
Lineage: Eukaryota; Metazoa; Arthropoda; Insecta; Lepidoptera; Crambidae
Source: the annotation of a GenBank genome assembly